Molecule: messenger RNA, 603 nt
Organism: Penicillium canariense
Lineage: Eukaryota; Fungi; Ascomycota; Eurotiomycetes; Eurotiales; Aspergillaceae
Product: ribonuclease P Rpr2/Rpp21/SNM1 subunit
Exons: 1
Coding region: 1-603 (200 amino acids)
Biological process (GO): RNA processing
Source: RefSeq, a predicted model, not a curated record
AUGGCACCGCUAGAGGCCCCCCAACUGCGAUUCCUUAGCGAGGCAGCCGCUUUGCUGGCAGCGCGGAGUCCAUCCACGGCCGCGCAUCUGUUCUCGGCGCACACGCGGAUCUUGCAUGACGAGCUGAGGCCGCUCAACUCGCGUCAGCAGAAACAUCACUGUGGAGGAUGUGGUAGUCUUAGACAGCCUCAAGGCACCAGAGUUACUCAGGUAAAGCCCAGGGCCAAGACGCGGGUUGCUUCUAAGUUGGGCGCGAGGUCGAUUGGGGGUGCGACGGUCUACAAGUGUUUGCGAUGUAACCAACGCGCGAUCAAUCCACGCAAAGGAACAGCCCCGAAGGUUUCGUCCAAGCUGUCUUCUCGUACCCUUCUAGCUACUGCUUCUACUUCCCCCGCCACACCCAGUUCUAUCCCUUCGACCUCCUCUCCGGCUGAGUCUUCAACUCCGCAAGCCGUGCCUGCCAACACCGAGCCGGCUAAAACAGCUGAUAACGCGAACAGCAAGAAACGAGCCAAGGCCCGAAAGCAAGGUGGCCUGCAAGCCCUGCUCGCCUCCAAAAAGAACAUCCAACCCUCCCUGGACCUGCUCGACUUUUUGCACUGA